Molecule: messenger RNA, 2386 nt
Organism: Cylas formicarius (sweet potato weevil)
Lineage: Eukaryota; Metazoa; Arthropoda; Insecta; Coleoptera; Brentidae
Product: annexin B11-like
Exons: 8
Coding region: 229-1722 (497 amino acids)
Cellular component (GO): cytoplasm
Molecular function (GO): calcium-dependent phospholipid binding; calcium ion binding
Source: RefSeq, a predicted model, not a curated record
UCAAAGUGAACAAAACUGUCCACGUCACUUAACCUUCUUUUCACGGGUAUUCGCUUUCUGUAUUUGCAAACGAAAUUCCCAAAACUCGACAUAGACGUCAUAAACUUUAGUCACCGACCAAUAUAACAAUAACGCUUCCGUUAGGGUGGUUAACAGCAGUAAAAGCAGAUAACGUGACGGGAAGGUAUUUCAUUAUCAAUAGCAAAGAGGCGCGGCUGAGGUAGCAAGAUGAGUUAUCCAUAUCAACAGGGCCAAAGACCAGGAGCUCCCUACCCCCCUAGCGGGGGAGCACCGUACCCCCCCAACCCGACUCAUCACCAUAUAAAUCCUAACAGUCUGGGCUACAACAGAGACGCUCCCAUGUUUAUGCCCCAACCUAUGCCCAUGCCUGCUUACCCACCAUCAGCGCCAAACUUCAAUUCAGCGCCCUAUCCUACCACAGGUGGGAGUGGAUACCCUCCUCCCUCUACUGGUGCCUAUCCACCUUCUAGCGGAGCAUAUCCGCCUUCUAGCGGAGGAUACCCUCCUUCAAGCGGAGGAUAUCCGCCUUCUGGAGGUGUGUAUCCACCUUCCAGUGCUGGAUAUCACCCUCCGCCUACCCAAACUGCCUCUGUCGGUGGAUAUCCACCAUUAUCUAAUAUGCCAUACCGACCUCCUUCUGGUGGAUAUCCUCCUCCGCUCUCCCCUCCUGGUGCUCCCCCUGGCGGACAUGGUUAUGGAGUGCCUCAUGGUGUCGCUACUUCCACUCCUCUACACACUACUUAUCAACCUAAGAGAACACCCACAGUGGUUCCCGCGAAUCCUUUCAACCCUAGGGCGGACGCUGAAAUUCUGAGAAAGGCUAUGAAAGGUUUCGGCACGGACGAAAAAGCCAUCAUCAAUGUGUUAGCACGCAGGACAAAUGCUCAACGACUCCAAAUUGCUAUAGAAUUCAAAACUCUGUACGGAAAAGACUUAGUAAAAGAUCUGAAAAGCGAAACUACUGGCAAUUUCGAAAAAUUGCUAGUUGCUAUGAUGACACCGUUGCCUGAGUACUAUGCCAAAGAACUGCACGACGCCAUGGAAGGAAUCGGUACCGAUGAAGACGUCCUGAUAGAAAUCAUGUGUACCAAGUCCAAUGCCGAGAUCAUGACUAUAAGACAGGCAUAUAACUCAUUAUACUACAAGUCGCUGGAAUCGGAUCUUAAAGGAGACACUGGUGGCACUUUCAAACGUCUCAUGGUGUCUCUUUGUAACGCUGGACGAGACGAGAGUAUGGUGACAAAUCCUGAAACAGCCAGGGCCGAUGCUCAAGCGUUGUUGCGAGCCGGAGAGUUGAGAUUGGGAACUGACGAAUCCACUUUCAAUAUGGUUUUGUGUCAGAGAAAUUAUGCUCAGCUGCAGAUGGUAUUCCACGAAUAUGAAAGACUUACAGGUCACGACAUCGAAAAGGCGAUCAAAAACGAAUUUUCUGGGGACGCCGAAGCCGGACUUCUGGCUGUGAUAAGGUCGAUUAAAAACCAGGCUGCGUUUUUCGCCAAAUUGUUAAAUAAAAGUAUGAAAGGUCUGGGCACGAACGAUAGGGAUUUGAUACGGCUUGUGGUGACGAGAUGCGAAAUCGACAUGGUUGAAAUUAAAAGGGAGUAUCAAUCAAAGUACGGCGAAUCUCUGGCGGACGCAAUUAAAGGCGACUGCUCCGGGGAUUAUAAAAAAUGCCUGUUGGCUUUGAUUGGCGAAUCUUAAACGUUUUCCAAUAUAUCUUCCAUACGUCGUCACUUGAUGGUCUUUAAAAUUGCUUGUUAAAAAUUGUAAUUUUUCUGCAAAAUUUAAUUGGAAAGCUCGAUUUUCGGUUAUUAGUAUUUUAUCCUUAUUAGCUACCUAGAAUAAUCAGUUUCAAAUAUGCGAAUAAUUUAUAUUGCUGAAUUUUUUUCCAAUAUAACAGAUCAGGAGAUGAGACCAGAACUCGAAUAAACAAAAAUUAAGCAACGCUUAAAUAUUAGAAUAAACAAAGAAAUAUUUAUAUUUUCAAAAAUAUUUUUCUAAUUAAAAUGAACAAAAACAUAACAAUGAAAAGCGCAAUUGACGAGGAACGAGGUUGUGAAUUUUUUUCAUUGGUAGUUUCAGAGAAAUCUGGUUUUAAUCUUGAAAAUGAAAAUGUUACUAUAAAAAUUAACGACCGAUUUGAAAUCUUGGUUAUCGUGUUCGUGAUUGGAAUUAAUUUCUCCGACUAGCUCGAUAAAAAAAACUCUCUAUUGUGUCAAAUUCUCAAGUGCCCAAAGUCUGCACUUCUGUUCGAAUGUAUUUGUGUUUGUGAUGCCAUGUUUACAGCGUCGUGUUAUUUGUAGUUUAUGUUAGCUUGUUCUAUUUUUAUAUAAAUGUAUACAUCAAUAAAAUUCGUUUCAGUUAA